Aphanomyces astaci is the source of this 726-nucleotide messenger RNA. RefSeq lists its product as hypothetical. The transcript is spliced from 2 exons. Lineage: Eukaryota; Oomycota; Saprolegniomycetes; Saprolegniales; Verrucalvaceae. The coding region runs from base 1 to 726 and encodes 241 amino acids. The record is from RefSeq and is a predicted model, not a curated record.
AUGCAUCGAUAUCAUGAACGAGUGGUACGAGCAGAUCGCCACUCUGGCCAUCUUGGCAUCAUACGUCACGGCUUUGCAGGGGGCGGAUCUAGUUAUCACGGCACCGAGUCGUACUCGGUCGCGGAAUCGAUGGGGGCGACGUGGGUUCCGCUAUACCUUGGUCACAGGCACCUCCCAACGGCUGAGUUUCCCCAGUGGUUGCUGGAAGAUUACAUGGGCAACUGGUUUGGCUUUUUGAACAAACGGACACAUUCAUUCGUGAGGGGCCAAGCUUGGGACAAGCAGCAUGUGCAUAUCAACGAAUGGCGUCAAAAUUCGCUUCACCUGCUCCCCAUCGCGUCGUGUUACGGCAUGUUAGACUCGUUGCUCAGCAACAACAUCAUUGUGUUUUAUCACGCUUGCUCGUUGCUACUCGCGGGCCCCCGACGUCGCGGAUCCUUGGAAUAUGCCCCCAGUAAGGUCGUGUACAUCGGAUUUCUCGUCCCCACAACUCCACUGCCUAAACCCCAGCCAUGGAAAGAGCGCAUUUUUGGACAAGAGCAGGUCAACCCCAGUCAUUUCCAUUGGGUUCGGAAGGAUACGCUGGGCCCACUUGCGCUGCUCCAAUUAGCAGUCGACGUGUGCAAAAUCGCCAACUACCGCUGUGUGUUGGCUGCGGGAUGGACUUCCAUGGCUCAACCUGGCUGCAACGAGCUCGCAGCCAACCAUUCGGACUUGGUUACGUAG